This is a messenger RNA of Pyricularia pennisetigena, 1545 nucleotides long. RefSeq lists its product as uncharacterized. The record is from RefSeq and is a predicted model, not a curated record. Gene Ontology annotation, molecular function: iron ion binding; monooxygenase activity; heme binding. The coding region runs from base 1 to 1545 and encodes 514 amino acids. NCBI's taxonomy places the organism in Eukaryota, Fungi, Ascomycota, Sordariomycetes, Magnaporthales, Pyriculariaceae. The transcript is spliced from 3 exons.
AUGGGCGUCUUUGCGCAACUGUAUGAGCAGAGAUGGGGGCUGGCGGUGCUUGCCGUCGGCUUCUAUCUCGCCACCAAGAUUCAUGCAUACUUCAAGCUCAGCGCAUUCAAAGGCCCGGUCGGCGUCGGAUUCUUCAACCUCUGGAACAGCUGGGCUUUUUUGAGCAGGCAAUCUCACCUCAAGUACAAGGAAGCGUGUGAGGAAUAUGGCUCCAUCGUCCGCAUCGGCCCGAAUGACCUCCUCACCUCAUCCCCCGAGCUCCUCAUGCACAUGAGCGGGGUUCGGUCGCCGUACUACCGGUCUUCGUGGUUCUACAAGGGCUCGCGGCCCCGUCCGGGCAUCGACAACGUCUUUAGCUCGUCCGGCCCGGAAGGCGAGGCCACCCACACCAGGAAGCGCCAGCAGCUGGCCCCCGGAUACGCCGGCAAGGAGAGCCCGAUGAUGGAAAGCAUGAUCGACGAGCAGGUGGCGACCCUGGCCCGGCUGCUCCGGGACAAGUACAGGUCGUCCGAGGCCCGCGUCAAGCCCGUCGACAUGGGCGUCAAGCUGUCGUACUUUACGCUCGACGUCAUCUCGGCCCUGUCGCUCGGCAAGCCCUUUGGCGACCUCGCCAGCGACUCGGACAGGCACGGCUACAUGAAGGCGACCGAGCAGGCGUUUGUGUAUCUGAACACGCUGGCCGCGUCGCCGUUCGCGUCCGUGAUGCAGAUCCCCUUGGUCUACAAGCUCGUCGGCCCGCAGGAGUCGGACCGCACGGGCGUCGGCAAGAUCGUGUCGCUGGCUCGGCAGAACCUCGAGGAGCGGCUGCGGCACGACACCAAGGAAAAGUCCGACAUGGUGGCGUCGUUCGUCCGGCACGGGCUCAGCUUCGAGGAGCUCGUCACCGAGGGCCAGUUCCAGAUCGUGGCGGGGAGCGACACCACGGCCGCCGCGCUCAAGGGCGUUCUGCUGUUCCUGCUGAGCGACCGUCGCGUCUACAACAAGCUGCAGGCCGAGGUCGACGACGCCGCCCGGAGGCUGGGGCUGCGUCCGGACCAGGUCGUGGCCGACAGCGACGCCAGGGCGCUCCCUUACCUGCAGGCCGUCAUCCGGGAGGGGAUGCGAUGCCACCCGCCCGUGACGCUGCCCAUGCCCAAGAUGGUGCCCGCGGGGGGAGACACGGUGGUCGUGGACGGCAGGGAGGUGUUCCUGCCCGGGGGCACGCACGUCUCGUACGCCGCCUGGGCGCUGCACAUGCGCAGGGACGUCUACGGCGAGGACGCCACCUGCUUCAGGCCCGAGAGGUGGCUGGCCGAGGAGGAUCCGGACAGGCUGGCGAGGAUGCAAAAGACGCACGAGCUGAACUUUGGAUACGGCAAGUAUCAGUGUCUGGGCAAGCAGCUGGCCCUGAUGGAGCUGAACAAGGUCAUGUUUCAGCUGCUACGGAACUUUGAUCUAGCCUUGACCAAUCCGGUACAGGGUUGGAAAAAGGUCAACUUUCUAGGGAUAUUUAGCCAUGGCGAGCUGCUUGUUACGGUCAGUGAGCGAGCCAGAGACUCUUGGUAA